AUGGCAAGUUCAAGAGUGAUAGGUGCUGCAUUCUUGAUCUUGCUUAUUCUAGACCUCACUUUUGCUGCCAGGUUACCAAAGGCAAUGAGUAAAGGAGGUGGUGGGGGUGGAGGCGGUGGCGGCGGCGGUGGCUCAACGACGGGGCUUGGUUCGGGUUCCAGUUCAGGAUAUGGAUCAGGGGGUGGUGAGGGAUAUGGUGGUGGGAGUGGAGGAAGCGGAGGAAGCGGAGGAGGAGGUGGAGGUGGAGGAGGUGGUGGUAGUGGUAGUGGGUCAGGUAGUGGGUCAGGUAGUGGCUAUGGGUAUGGGUAUGGCAGUGGCUCAGGCAAUGGGUCUAGUGGUGGGGGAGGAGGAGGGGGGGGUGGAGGUGGGGGGGGAGGUGGGUCAGGUAGUGGAUAUGGCUAUGGAUAUGGGUAUGGGUAUGGGUAUGGCAGUGGCUCAGGUUCUGGGUCUGGAAGUGGAGGAGGAGGAGGUGGUGGUGGUGGAGGAGGUGGAGGCUCUGGGUCAGGCUAUGGAAGUGGAAGUGGGUCGGGGUAUGGAAGUGGCAGUGGCAGUGGCAGUGGCAGUGGCAGUGGCAGUGGCAGUGGUGGUGGUGGUGGAGGAGUGCUGGAGAAAAGAGUGAGAGGGAGCACUGUGGAGGGUAGAGAGGAGAGGAGGCUGGAGAGGCUGGAGAGGCUGGAGAUGAAAGUUUGA
This is a messenger RNA of Populus nigra (black poplar), 690 nucleotides long. RefSeq names its product putative glycine-rich cell wall structural protein 1. NCBI's taxonomy places the organism in Eukaryota, Viridiplantae, Streptophyta, Magnoliopsida, Malpighiales, Salicaceae. The record is from RefSeq and is a predicted model, not a curated record. The transcript is spliced from 2 exons. The coding region runs from base 1 to 690 and encodes 229 amino acids.